AAGGUCUGUCAAGGUCAUCUUGAUUUCUUUUAAAAUACAGGUGUAUUGAUGUAUUCAUCACCAAAAUAUUAAAUGUUCAUGCUUUCUUCGAAGAUGUGAUUUGCCAGCUUAGCUAUUCUAUAAUUUUCAUUGAUACAACCCAAAUUAUCUUUCACAGAUGAUGCCACCAUCACGAAAAAGAGAAUAGAGAAGCUUAAAACUCUGCAGAAGUAUCUGGUUCACAUCUUAAAAAAGGAGAUCUCCGUCAAUGAUUUAAAAGAAAUGGCAAUCAUCCAUUUGAAAUCCCUUACAGAACAUUUCUCAGAGCCAUUUCUGAAGGAUCUCCAAAUUGUAAAAGCUAGCGAUGAUUACAAUAAACUGGACAAAUCCUUGGUGUUUGUAUUGCUUAGAAAUGUCUGUCCUAACAUAAAGCCGCCAACUAGAGGUUGGGAUUAUGAACCUCCGAACACUGCUGAUGAAACGAUUGGUGCGGACAUUGAAAGAAUACGACAAAUGUGGAAUAAAUACUGCGACAAUAACUGCGAAUUUAGAAACAUGGAUGCUGUUUGGAAUAGGAUGAAACAAAAAUAUGGUACAGUGGCUGUGGAAGAGAGUAACAAUACAUCAUCAGAUGACAGGGAAGGCUCUGAAGAUAUGAAGGACAAAAUACAGAGUAUAAAACUGAAUCCAGAUUGUGUCGUCGAGCAUGGAAUUGUGAUAACAGGGGGAGUAAAGACUGCUUUACAGCUUCUAACUACAAAGAACGUGGUGAUCUGUAGAGGGACCAUUGGAUGUGGUAAAACACAGGCUUUAAGAGCAAUUCAGAGGAAAUAUGGAGAGAAAGGAUGGACGCUAAGAUGGAUGGAAGAAACUCUGCUAGACGAAAAUACCGAUGAGAAAACAUUGGUAGUUUGUGACAACAUGUUAGGCAAGUUUGGAUGUAAUACAUUCUCAUCAAAAGAAAUUUCGAAAAUUGAAAAUUUACUGGAGAAAAUUUCAGAAAAUCCAGAAGGGGAUAUCAAAGUUGUUGUUGGAAUUCAUCAGCAUGUGUUGGAUGAAGUCAAGAAAACUAACCAAUUGAGAUUUCUGCAAAAUAGAAAUAUUACAGUUGACUUAGAUAAGCAGUCAGAGGCAGAAACACUGUUAAUAUUCAAAGAACAGCAGAAAAGGGGUCAUUGCCGAAAGGUUCCAAACUGCUGGUUUAGAAGUAUUGACUUUGCAUCAGUGAGUGCCAAACUAUCACUAAACCAAGGCCAGAUUGGCAGUCCUUUCCUGAGUUGGAUGCACUGCUGCCAUCAUGAAUUGUUUUCUGAUGAGGCUUUCAGCAAAGCCCCUCUUGAGAACUUGUUAACAGGCUUUCAGAAAAUGAAAAUUUAUUCAAGCGAACUUUACUAUAGUCUUGUUUAUAUAAUGUGUGUUCGAAAACACAGGUUUGGAAAUCAAUUGGAGAACUUUGCAGGUUAUAUUGAGGCAAGUUUAACAACUGAUUCUUUAGAGAACGCUAUCAGAACCACACCUGGUUAUUUUCAAGUGGACAACAACACUGUGACACUGGCGCAUGAAGUUUUAACCAUAGCUUUAUUCAAGGCUGUAGCCAAAGUAGAGGAAGAUCUAUAUCCUGUCUAUAGACACUGUGAAAUAGAAACAAUACUACAGUUGACGAGACCCGCUGAUGAACUUCAAAGUGAAUUUGCUUAUGGAUUUGAUUAUCCACAAAAAAAGACUAACGCUAAAACUUUGGGCAAGAUAUUGGUGAAGAGAUGUAUAGUAGAAGACACAAAUGGGAAACAAUGGUUCACUGUUGAUCAUCCUCUGAACAAGCAUAAAUUUUUUAUUGAGAUAUAUCCAAACUAUCCAAAGAAAAUAGACCCAGCAUCGCAUUAAGUGAAAGCUAAGCCGGAUGAAAUAUUGACAUGUACAGUAUUGAUUGUACUUUACUUAGAAGUAGUAUGUUAUGUGUAAUAUUGACUGUACAGUGAAGCUGCAUUAUAUGUAAAUGUUGUAUGUACAUUAUUGUCAUGCAGCAUGAUAUGUGAAAUAAUGACUAUAUAUUACUUUGAUGUAUAUACUUAUGAUAUAUUCAUGUUCAACUGAUCAGAUGAACCAGUAUAUUUAUGUGUACAUGCAUGUAAAUUUCUGCCAGACUAUUUUGUGAUAAGGGUCAGUUUUAGUGUAAUGAAAUUAUUGCAGAAAUGUACAAACUUGCUACACUUUUGCCAGCUGCAAUUCCAUAUAGUCUGUGUUAUGUUUACUAAAAAAAUUACUAAAGUUUAUCUAGCAAUCUAUACAAUGUACAUGCAAUACUUGUUCUAGCCAUAACAGUAUUUACAUUACAUUGCUACAAGUAUUAAACGAGCAUUGUAUUUUAUACUUAUUUAGCAAAAUGAAUUUACAGCUUGGUUGAAUGUUUUUAUCAUUGAUUACAAAGUUAGUAGAUCUUAUUUCUUCAGUAGAUGGUACUUCCGUGACUUUUUCUACCUUUUGCAAUAAAGCUACAAUGAAUAUAUAAUUGUUAGGAUCUUGCACAUGCAUUGACCUUUAUGCACGUGAUUUUUAUUAAGUUACAGCGAUGCAUACAUUGCUUUGGAAGUUGAAAUGUACAAGAUAGAGAUGACUGGAGAUAGAUGUACAAAAGUGAAGACUAAAGGAAGCUGUAUUUAAUCAAGAUUUGAAAAUGGUCAAAGUAAAAGUUUACUGGAGAUAAUCCAACAUUGUAAGCUUAAAGGAACUUCGCUUUGUGUAGACCGUGUUCAUAUUAUAUGAUUAAAUCAUGUUGUAUUAGUCAUAUAAUAUAAUAGUACUAGUAUUGACAGAAUUAUGCAACAAUAUAGAUUCUUUUAUAGUAAAAUUUCAAUAACGCUUCAUAGUAUGUGUUUUCUUUUUAACUGAACUGUAUUGAGGGCUCGAUGAACUGUAUUUUAAUUUU
Molecule: messenger RNA, 2905 nt
Organism: Ostrea edulis (European flat oyster)
Lineage: Eukaryota; Metazoa; Mollusca; Bivalvia; Ostreida; Ostreidae
Exons: 2
Coding region: 262-1863 (533 amino acids)
Source: RefSeq, a predicted model, not a curated record